Messenger RNA from Leptinotarsa decemlineata (Colorado potato beetle), 3103 nucleotides. RefSeq names its product putative inorganic phosphate cotransporter. Gene Ontology annotation, molecular function: transmembrane transporter activity. The record is from RefSeq and is a predicted model, not a curated record. NCBI's taxonomy places the organism in Eukaryota, Metazoa, Arthropoda, Insecta, Coleoptera, Chrysomelidae. Gene Ontology annotation, cellular component: membrane. Gene Ontology annotation, biological process: monoatomic anion transport; transmembrane transport.
AAGUUCAUAUCGAUCACACGUGAUAAUUGAAAUUGAUAAAAAGUAUCCGUUCGGAUAAACAAUGGUAGAGAUUUUUCAGUAGAUCUGUUACUAUUCUUUGAACUACUCUCCGUUCCGUUCAAGAAUCUCCUAUAAAAAAUGAACUUAUAGCUCCUUCGCCAAAAUUUUAAUGUCAACCAUUCAAAUUAGUUAAAUAUAAAAAGAAUAGUAUUGAAACCAUGGUUUUUGUUUCAGAAAAAAAAGCAGGAUCAGGAUACGGCUAUCGUCAUGUACAGUACGUCUUAUUGUUCUGGGCAGCCACUAUAGCUUAUGGAAUGAGAACAAUCCUGAAUGUGGCAAUAGUUGAAAUGGUUUCGGAAGAUUCAGAAGGCAAGGACUAUCCAACAUAUCCAGAAUGGGCAGAAAAGAAAAAUAUGAUAAUUUCCUCAUUUUUCUGGGGUUACAUUUGCCUUCAAGUAGGUGCAGGACAGAUUGCAAAAAAUUAUGGUCCAAAAUUAUUCUUGGGCAGUGCCCUAUUCAUUGCGUCGCUUUUCUCCAUACUAAUUCCCAUAUUCGGAAAAGAAUUUGGAUACACUGGAGUGAUGGUAUGCAGAAUUAUCCAAGGCUUGAGUCAAGGUUUCUUGUUACCUUCAAUCCAUAACCUCCUGAGCUCGUGGUCACCUCUAUCGGAAAGGUCCAAAUGGGGAGGAAUGGUUUAUAAUGGUAUGGCUAUGAGUAGCGUUAUUGCUAUGCCUUUAACAGGUGCAAUGUGUUCAACCAAAGCAGGUUGGCCAGUAAUUUUUUACUUGUACGGAAGUCUAGGAAUGCUCUGGUGCGCAUUUUGGUUCAUUUUUGGAGCAGAUAAUCCAUCCAGACACAAAAACAUAUCAAAAGAGGAAAAAGAAUAUAUCGAAUCCGAUUUAAAUUCUGAAGACGAUGACUAUUCUAAAAUUCCAACUCCUUGGCUAUCAAUUUUAACUUCUGUGCCAUUCAUAAGUAUACUAAUAAGUCACGUUGUACAAAACUGGGGAUUCUGGACUCUACUCACGGAAAUACCGAGUUUCAUGGAAAAAAUCAUGGGUUUGGAUAUAGCAUCGAACAGCUCUUUAUCAGCGUUGCCCUAUUUUGUGAUGUUCCUUUUGGCUUUUGUAAUGAACCCCAUCUCUGACAUGUUAAUUGACAGAAAAAUAGUCAGUGUUACAACGAGCCGAAAAAUUUUCAAUACAAUAGGUUUUGCUGUUCCAGCUGUGGCGUUGAUAUCUUUGAUAUGUGUCGAGAAAAGUAACAAAAUUGGAACGAUUUCCAUUCUCAUAAUUGCAGUUGGAUUCAAUGCUGGUCAUUUCAGUGGAUUCAAUCUGAAUCAUAUAGACCUGUCUCCAGUCCAUUCAGGAACAUUGAUGGCUAUCACUAACAGUAGCGCCACGGUUGCUUCAAUUCUAGCUCCACUGGCAGUGGAUCUAUUCAAACAAAUAAGUGGAUAUGAAGAGACCGAUAAAGAACUUUGGAACAUCGUUUUCUGCACUGCUGGUGUGAUUUAUUUGUUUGGAGCUCUCAUCUUCGACAUAUUUGGGACAGCAGAGCUGCAGAAGUGGAACCGUUCAGACAAAAAAACUGCUGAACAAAAUAUUCCUGACAAAGUUCGACUGAAAAUUUUGAGAAAAAUUUCCACAACCAUGUCCAUGUGUAAACCUGGAAUUCGCCAUCUUCAGUAUAUCCUUAUGUUUAGUGGAGCUGUAAUAGUUUAUGGUAUGAGGACGGUUCUGAUUGUCGGUAUUGUUGCAAUGACAGAUCCAAUUGAUCCCACAAAAAAAUACCCGACCUACCCAGGAUGGAAAAGCAGUCAGAAUGUCAUACUUUCAUCUUUCUCUUGGGGGCAUAUAUGGUUCCAAAUAAUAGCUGGACAGUUCGCAAAAAACUACGGACCAAAAUAUUUCUUAACAAUCGCUAUUGCUCUGUCAGCUCUAUGUAUACUAUUGAUUCCGUGCUUUGCAGAGGUGUUUGGUUUCAAGGGAAUCAUCGCUUUGAGAGCAAUCGAAGGAGCACUGCAUGGAGUUCUUUUUCCUUCGGUUCAUUUUUUACUGAGUAAAUGGGCACAUAAAUCUGAGCGAGCUAAAUGGGGAAGUUUCGUGUAUGCAGGUCAAGUGCUAGGUAACUGCUUGGCAAUGCCAAUUACUGGGAUGAUUUCUGCUUCUGAUGGUGGUUGGCCAGUGGCGUUUUACUUUUACGGAUCUUUGGGGAUGGCUUGGAGUAUUUUAUGGUUUUUAUUCGGCUCCAAUACUCCGAAAACAGACAAAAGAAUUUCAAUCGAAGAAAGAAAGUGGAUAGAAUCCGGAACUGUCGUUGAAAAGAAAAAGAAACCACCUACUCCUUGGAAAUCCAUUUUCACAUCUGUUCCUUUCAUGGCUAUAGUAAUCACCCAUUGUGGUCAAAAUUGGGGAUUUUGGACCUUACUUUCCAAAAUACCAAGUUUCAUGAAGGAAAUAUUGAAUUACAAAAUUGACUCGAAUAGCUAUUUAUCAGCACUUCCUUAUUUCGUCAUGUGGUUGAUGAAUCUCAUGUUCAGCCCCAUAGCGGAUUACAUAAUUGCUAAAGGACUGACCAGCGUUUCUGUCAGCAGAAAAAUUUUCAAUUCCAUUGGACUAUUUAUACCCGCCUUAGCCCUGAUAUCUCUGAGCUUCAUCGAAAGUACAAAUAAGGAGGUUAUCAUAAUCAUCUUGGUCAUAACUGUUGGAUUCAAUGCCGGUCACUAUUGUGGAUUCAAUAUCAAUCACAUGGACAUAUCUCCGACAUUCUCUGGAACACUGAUGGGCAUAUCAAACAGCAUUUCCGCCAUUUUCACCAUCAUGGCACCAUUGGCGGUAGAUGCCUUCAAAGCCAUAUCUGGAUAUGAAGAGACGGAUAAACAACUCUGGAAUAUAAUAUUCAGCGUGUCGGCUGGUUUCUAUAUUGUUGCGGGAUGUAUCUUCAUUAUUUUCAGCUCAACAGACAUCCAACCUUGGGACUCUCCUGAGAAUGAAGACAACAAAACAAGUUCCAGUAAAACAUUAAAAGAGGUUGCAUCAUAAUGUGAAUUAUGUAAUUGUAAAUAUAAUUGACCAAAACUCUUCAAAAGAAGCCGGCCUAA